AUGGAGAAGCAAUGCGAGCUGUGCGGCGGCGGUGCCUCCCUCUAUUGCGACUCCGACGACGCCUUCCUCUGCUGGUCCUGCGACGCCUCCGUCCACGGCGCUAACUUUCUCGUUGCCCGGCACGUCCGCCGCGUGGCCUGCGCGGAGUGCCGCGCCGUCGACGGUGGGGCCUGCGUCGUCUCCGGAGCCGUGGUUCGGCCCUUCCGCUCCCUCUGCAGCCACUGCGAUGGCGCCGAGCACUCGAGCUCGUCGUGCCUGUCCGCCGCUGAGUCGAGGACUGCGUCUCGGCCGGAGAAGCAGCGAGGACCGUCGAAGCGGCGGGGUCGGCGGCGCCAGUUUGGAGACGAGAGGGCAGAGCGGGUGUUGAGUGUUUGGAGUGGCAAAUUGGGGCUGAGGAGCGCGCGGCGAUGCGCGGCCGCAGCAGCGCGAUUACUCUCUUCUCGUUCGGUGGUCGUCGGCGCGAAGCCGGGACGGGUGGCCCUCGCGGCCGCGCUCUGGUUCGCCGUCAAGAUCUUCGCACGGCAUGACAAGGGCGACGACGGCGUCAAGAAUGAGGAUGGCAACGAGGAGCCUUCCAGUUCCGGAGAUUUUGGGAGCGGCAUGGGCGCGGUGCUCCGGCGACUCGAAGCGUGCUCGGGGGUGCCGGCGAGGUUCAUCGAGGUCGCCGAGUCCCGAUUCCCCCGCGUCGCGUCCUGUCGCUGA
Molecule: messenger RNA, 702 nt
Organism: Zingiber officinale
Lineage: Eukaryota; Viridiplantae; Streptophyta; Magnoliopsida; Zingiberales; Zingiberaceae
Product: B-box zinc finger protein 32-like
Exons: 1
Coding region: 1-702 (233 amino acids)
Molecular function (GO): zinc ion binding
Source: RefSeq, a predicted model, not a curated record